Molecule: messenger RNA, 2139 nt
Organism: Acromyrmex echinatior (Panamanian leafcutter ant)
Lineage: Eukaryota; Metazoa; Arthropoda; Insecta; Hymenoptera; Formicidae
Product: inactive ubiquitin carboxyl-terminal hydrolase MINDY-4B
Biological process (GO): protein K48-linked deubiquitination
Molecular function (GO): K48-linked deubiquitinase activity; cysteine-type deubiquitinase activity
Source: RefSeq, a predicted model, not a curated record
UAUAAAAUCACUGACAUCUUAAAGAUUAUCAAGUGUACAUAGAACUUCGCGUAUUUCAACUUUUAAACAUGAACGUUAAAGCCUAGCAUUGAUUACCAGAUAACCAUUGGAAGAAACUGUAGAUAAGGCAUGUUAUUUUUCCUGCAUUCUGUCUUUGACGGGCAAAAUGAGAAAACGCGAAAGCACCACGACGAGUAAAUUAAUGUAUUUUUGCGAAAAUCUUACCGAUUAAGAAAUGAUCGCUGAAUAGAAAUGAAUGGAAUUUUUUUACAUCGAGUUGCGUCAGGCUGUGGAUCAUAAAUCUGACGCAUAAAAAGAAAUAUAUUUUUCGAAACUAAGAAACGUGUCAAUGAACGAGCUCAACAUGUGAUUAUUGACAUGAGAAUAAUCGUGAUGGUGACCACUAGCGAUCUGUCUGCAAACAAUUAUUAGUGAUUUAAAAUUAGUGAUUUAAACUAUAAUUAACGCCUGAAUUCUUGAAUAAAAAUAUAAAGAGUAAACUUCAGAAAUGGCUGAACCUGAUUUGACGGAAGUGAAGGAAGUCACUGUGACAAACGCAACAUCCACCUGCGAUAAGCGACAUUGUAAGGAGAUGCGGAAGGAUAAACUACCCCCAUAUCUUCGGGAUAGAGAAAGAAUACUUUAUCCACGUAAUACAAGAGCCCUACCAAAAACACCCGUAAUUGGUGGACAACCCAUCGAAGAAGAAACAUGCAUGGCUUUAAGGAAAAUGGUCUUUGGUUCUUGUGCAACCCCACCUAAGGUCGAAUGGGCAAGGACCGGGCUGACCUUACGACCAUAUGGACAAAGUUUAGCAUUUGGAUUGAGAACGCCCAGAAACACAACGAGAGGUCUCGUCACCGCAGUGCAAGCUGUUAUGCUGAAGCAUUUUUUGUUCAAGUGUGACAGACAAGACGUAGGUCCCGAAAUUUUGCUAAAACCUUCAUACGAUCGACAGAUUGAAGUGUUGACUUCUGCAAUAUCAGAAAUUAUCUGGCGUUGUGCAGGUGGUUUCUCUGUGUCUACAUGUCCAAAUGUCGUCAGCAGCAUCGUGCCAAAAGCCAUAGUAGCUCUACCGCAGGAUACACCAUAUCUUCAACACAGUGUACAAUAUUUUCAAGAUGGAUUAACAGAAACUCUACACCUUUUCGAGUUCAAUUCCUUGGAGGAUCUUGAGAUCUUUAUUAAGAGGUACUUGUACUUGUUUCACGACGAAGGCGGACCUGGCGCGAAGCUACUUUUAUAUAGCGCGGUGCUUUCGAGAGGCCUCUCAAAAAUUCGAAACGAUUUAGAAGAUCCAAAGGCAUCUAUUCUCGGUGGAUGUUCGGAAGAAGGUCCGAUCAGUAUUAUCAUCUUCAUUUUAACUGGACGUGCUUCACCACAUCUUCAUAAUGGAGUGCUUCACGUUGGUGAUGAAAAUACAUAUGCUGUACCGCAGUGGGGCGUCCUCAUGAGAAGCGAAGUGGGAUUCUUAGUACACGAAAGUGAUAGCAAUAUAGGCAAGCAACCGGGUUCUCGAUUGAAGACACCCAGUCUACCGAUAUGGGUAACCCUUUGUCUCGGUCAUCACGGCGUACUCUUCAACGCUAAUCGAGAAUUGCUGAGAAAUUAUCACGCAGAACGACGAUUUGAGGUUCAAUAUUUCACUUGCGGUGGCAGUCACGCUACGUUGACGGUGGAUACCAGGGCAAAUGAAACUUCCGGGGGAUCAGAUGCUGCAACAAUGGAAACCGCGGAUAUCGCCGCGACACCGUUAGAGAAACUUAUUCGAUCCAAGUGGCAGGAUGCUCUUAUACAAUGGAAUGGAACACCGGUAAUGUGAGGGAUACGAAAGGAUGACGAUCAGACCCACUCUUCCGUGUUAAGCCGUGUAUCCGUGAUUCCGCGUGAUGCUAAUCGAUCACUAUGCACGCUUAUCUCAAAGGCUUUUAAUUGCCGUUAGUGGUAUAAAUCCAUAGAAAUACGUAUGUAGGAAUUAGGUACAUAUAUGUGUCGUAAUGUCAGACGUUUCAUAAUUUUAAAUGUGUGAUAAAAUUCUUCCGGCGCUUUUUUAGACAAUAUAGCAGGCAUUUGUACGAUGGCCAAAAAGCUUUGUUAUUUUGUGAAAUAUUUUAAUUGUCAAUAAAUGGCUGUGUUAAU